ACGGUAUUUCUUAUGACUAGUUUGCAUAUAACGUGGUAAAAUGAAGGUUAUAUUACAAAAAUAUAGAGAAAACGGUCCUCGAUUUCCCAUGGAAAAAAGGUUUGUGUUUGUAGUAUUCUCAUUGGUCAUAGGUGUUGUUCAAUCAGUAAAUGCAGAGGUGCCAGCCAUCUUCGUGCUAGGAGACUCCACAUCUGAUGUUGGAACCAACAAUUAUUUGCCUCAAAGUACCAUAAAAGCUAACUUCCCACACCAUGGGAUCGAUUUCCCUUUUGCCAUACCAACUGGCAGGUUCAGCAAUGGCUUCAAUACUGCUGAUUUUCUUGCUAAACUAUUUGGUUUCAAGAAAAGCCCACCACCAUUUUUUUCUCAAAACGUAAAAUUUUCGAUUAAGAUACGUAAGUUCAGAGGUAUAAACUUCUCAUCCGCAGGAUGUGGCCUUCUUGGCUCGACCGGACAAACAACACCUCUGCAAAAGAAUGUUAUCACAAUGGAGGAACAGUUGUUCCAAUUCUCUACAGUUCACAAUGAUCUCUUGACUUUCAAAGGUCCAUUAGAAACCGAGAAGUUUCUCUCCAAGUCUCUGUUCUUCAUCAGCAUUGGUAGCAAUGACAUUAUGAAUAAUUACUAUUCAAGCAACCCGAUACCAAAAGAAUACUUCAUACCCAAAUUAGGACUCGUAUAUGAGAAACAUUUGAGGAACCUAAUUAGUCUCGGGGCAAGGAAGUUUGGCAUAGUAAGUGUUCCAGCACUUGGGUGUUGCCCAUCUCAAAGGAUUUAUCAAGCUAACGGUGAAUGUUUGGAGGAGUUGAACAACCAAGCAAGGGCUUUCUUUUCAACAAUGGAGCUCCUUUUGGGCAACCUCCGUUUAGAAUUCAAGGACAUAAAGUAUUCUCUUGGAAAUAUAGUUGAUAUGACACUGAAUGUCAUCGAUAACGCUCUAGCAUUCAAUUUUAAAUUUGUGAAAACAGCAUGUUGUGGAAGCGGCACAUUGAAUGCACAAGGCUCUUGUUCUCCCAUAUCUGAUCUUUGCUCAAAUCGCAAUGAAUACUUGUUCUGGGAUUCGUUCCACCCGACACAAACUGCUUCAAAGUUGGCAGCUUUUACACUCUACGGUGGUGAACCAAGAUUCGUAUCCCCUAUCAAUUUUUCCCAGCUGCCAGAUGCUUAA
Molecule: messenger RNA, 1168 nt
Organism: Gossypium arboreum
Lineage: Eukaryota; Viridiplantae; Streptophyta; Magnoliopsida; Malvales; Malvaceae
Product: GDSL esterase/lipase At5g33370-like
Exons: 5
Coding region: 41-1168 (375 amino acids)
Molecular function (GO): hydrolase activity, acting on ester bonds
Source: RefSeq, a predicted model, not a curated record